Messenger RNA from Angiostrongylus costaricensis, 609 nucleotides. Lineage: Eukaryota; Metazoa; Nematoda; Chromadorea; Rhabditida; Metastrongylidae. The record is from the annotation of a GenBank genome assembly.
AUGCGAGGGUUCUCACUAGCUGGACAGCUUCACAUGAAAACCGUCGGAGGUGGAGGUCAUUCAUUCUAUGAAUUCACACUAUAUUCAAAGUUUCGAACCGAUUGCGUAGCUUGCCUGCACGUAUUUGCCAGGAAGCGUCAUGUUUACUUGCGAGCCCUCAGCUUACUAAGAAGCAGAAAGCAGUAUUAUUUCGCCAUCGAUGAAAUGAGCAGUCAACUAGUUUAUUACAAAGAUGAAUCUGAUCUGGUUGCGAAACGAGAGCCCAUUGGAGUGCUUUCAUUGGCAAAUGCUGCAUUUACGGUUGCUGAGGAAAGCGAAAGGAUAUUUAUAUUACAUAGUGGGGAAAAAGUGGUUGAAUUGGAAGCUCCUAAUCGAGAAAGCUGCGAAUGUUGGCUUGAAGCACUAUCUCAUAGGUACUCAAUCACUACUUCUCGCAAUUCGUGUAGUGCAAGUCGUAUAUCAACAGAUAUGGCGUUAUCAGUAUUAGAAAAGAAAUUAAACUAUCUGGACCCUUUCGCCCGUUCUCACAUCAGUGGAAUCGAAGACUCAACUACUAAUCGAGGCCCACCAGAGGCAAGUGGUAUCAUUGGUAGUGCUUCUAAGCCAUAG